This is a messenger RNA of Telopea speciosissima, 1690 nucleotides long. RefSeq names its product chorismate synthase 1, chloroplastic. Bases 68 to 1387 code for a protein of 439 amino acids. Gene Ontology annotation, molecular function: FMN binding; chorismate synthase activity. NCBI's taxonomy places the organism in Eukaryota, Viridiplantae, Streptophyta, Magnoliopsida, Proteales, Proteaceae. The record is from RefSeq and is a predicted model, not a curated record. The transcript is spliced from 14 exons. Gene Ontology annotation, cellular component: cytosol. Gene Ontology annotation, biological process: chorismate biosynthetic process; aromatic amino acid biosynthetic process.
AUCUCUCUCUCUCUCUCUCUCUCUCUCUCUCUCUGUCUGCGUUUCUCCGAGGAAUCGAUCGACGGCAAUGGCGUCGUCUCUAUCUUCCAAAUCAUUCUUGAGAGCGAGGACCGACGGUGGAUCUAGUUUAGGAUUCCAGGUUUCCGAUCUAUCGAAAUUGGCUUCCCCAACGCUCCACAUCCCCUCCAGACGCAGCGCUCCUAAGAAGCUCGAGGUUCAGGCUGUUGGCAGUACAUAUGGAACACAAUUUCGUGUUACGACAUUUGGAGAAUCUCAUGGAGGUGGUGUUGGUUGUGUCAUUGAUGGAUGUCCUCCUCGGCUUCCCCUUUCUGAAGCUGAUAUGCAAGAAGACCUUGACAGAAGGAGACCCGGUCAGAGCCGAAUAACUACUCCAAGGAAAGAGACUGAUACAUGCAAAAUAUAUUCUGGAGUUGCUGACGGAUUGACUAAUGGGUGCCCAAUACUGGUCAAGGUGCCAAAUACUGAUCAAAGAGGACAUGACUACAGUGAGAUGUCUAUGGCUUAUAGACCUUCUCAUGCGGAUGCUACCUAUGACUUCAAGUAUGGUGUGAGAUCAGUGCAGGGUGGUGGGAGAUCUUCAGCAAGAGAAACCAUUGGAAGAGUUGCAGCAGGAGCUGUAGCAAAGAAAAUUCUCAAGAAGUUUUCAGGAACUGAGAUUUUUGCUUAUGUUUCUCAAGCACACAAAGUUGUACUUCCAGAAGGUUUGGUUGACCAUGAGACCUUGACACUUGAUCAGAUAGAAAGUAAUAUUGUUAGGUGUCCGGAUCCAGAAUAUGCUGAGAAGAUGAUUGCUGCCAUCGAUGCUGUUCGAGUGAGAGGUGACUCUGUUGGUGGGGUUGUGACAUGCAUUGCAAGGAACGUCCCACGAGGUCUGGGUUCGCCUGUCUUUGAUAAGCUUGAAGCUGAGUUGGCUAAAGCUGCCUUGUCAUUACCUGCAACAAAGGGGUUCGAAUUCGGGAGCGGAUUUGCAGGUACAUUUUUGACUGGCAGUGAACAUAAUGAUGAAUUCUAUACAGACGAGCUUGGAAGAAUCAGGACAAGAACAAACCGGUCUGGAGGGAUACAGGGAGGGAUAUCUAAUGGUGAGAUCAUAACCAUGAGAAUAGCUUUCAAGCCGACAUCUACAAUUGGGAAGAAACAGCACACAGUGACCAGAGAUAAACACGAAACAGAACUCAUAGCACGAGGACGUCAUGAUCCUUGUGUUGUUCCAAGAGCGGUGCCGAUGGUAGAAGCCAUGGUAGCACUGGUGCUUGUGGAUCAACUAAUGGCACAAUAUGCGCAAUGCGAGAUGUUUCCCAUCAACCCUGCCCUACAAGAGCCCUUGGAAUUGCCAAGGCUUGAGGUAGCUGGACUGUCCGUUUGAAAGUUGCAAAAUUGUAGCAAUCUGCCUCCUUAUUCUCCGGUUCAGCUUUCCAAGAACUGUCAUUUCAUAGCUAAAUUAUAGUAGCGGUUUGUAACAUGGUUUUGAGAUUCAACAAUGUAGUUCUCUUUUUCCUUCACCCACCCCCAACUCUGAAGAAGAGAUAUUGAAUGUUUUGCUUUUGUAUUCCCACUGCUUUGUUAAAUACAAUUGUAUUUGAAUUAUAAAACUGAAGCUUAUAAUGUAUUAGGUUUGCUUUCAUGCUGUAAUUCAUGUCUCAGACUCAGAAAAUUAGAUUGAUAAAAU